AAGUGUGGGAUUGUGUAACCUAAGUAAAAUCUCCAGUUUGAAGGGAAACAAACUUGCGAUUGUGUAAAACUUCAUAGGACCAGGGGGUGCCCGCCACGGCUAACCGGAGUCAGACGCGAAUAUAAGCGAGAGACCCGCCGUUGUUUGUCGUUGUUGUCGUUUUCCUCUGAAACUGGCUUGUCUAAGGCAAGAGAAAGAGAAGAGAAAGAGGAAAUUGGGUUGAGUUGAGAGAAGAAGAUGAUGGAGGUCUCGGUGGGUGGCAGCAGUGUCUCUGAGCUGAGUCCGGACGAGGAGCGGAUCAUGAUCAAAGACAUUGCUCUUGCUGCCCAGGCUAACAGCAAAGAAGGAGACACCUUCUUCUUAAUCACUCAGAGAUGGUGGCAAUAUUGGAUUGAAUAUGUGAACCAAGACCAGUCAAACACUUCAUAUGAUGGAUCUUCCUUAUCUGAACAUGAUCUAGCCAACUCAAGUGCUUUAAAGAGGCCAGCUGGUAUUGAUAAUUCUGAUUUGAUUGAUGAUACUGUGUCAGAAGACUCUGGUAUGGGUAUUGAGAUUCAUGAUACUCUUCUAGAAGGCCGUGACUAUGUAUUACUUCCCCAAGAAGUAUGGGAUCAAUUAUUUAGAUGGUAUGGUGGUGGACCUACAUUGGCAAGGAAAGUUAUCAGUUCAGGUUUUUCCCAGACAGAAUUGGCAGUAGAGGUGUAUCCUUUGCGGCUUCAAUUGCUUAUGUUGCCAAAAAAUGACCGUUUUGCUAUAAGAAUAAGCAAGAAGGAAACCAUUGGACAGCUUCACAGAAAAGCUUGUGAAAUAUUUGAUCUUCCGCCAGACCAAGUGUGUAUAUGGGAUUACUAUUCCCGUCGGAAGCAUGCUUUGAUGAAUGACAUGGACAAAACUCUCGAUGAUGCUAAUUUACAAAUGGACCAAGAUAUUCUUGUUGAGGUCAUCAACAAUUCAAACAACACAAGUUUUGCUCAAGAAAACGGUUCUGCAUUGAGGGAGGCAAACUUUGCUCUUGUGGAACCUCCAAAGUCGAGCUUAUCAAUUGCCGGUGGCUUAUCUGCUAGCAAAGGUGCAUCUAGAGGCUACAAUGCAGACCUUUCUUCAUCUCUAAACAUAAAUUCUCCACUCAGAGACAUCGAAAACCCUUAUGGAACCAGUGGUGUCACCACAAGAGGUUCAUUUGGUGGUCUAACCGGGUUGCUGAAUCUUGGCAAUACCUGUUACAUGAAUAGUGCAAUACAAUGCCUUGUUCAUACACCAGAAUUUGCUAGAUACUUCAGGGAAGACUAUCAUCGAGAGAUAAAUUGGCAAAAUCCAUUGGGCAUGGUUGGUGAACUAGCCCUAGCAUUUGGUGAGUUGCUUCGAAAGCUAUGGGCACCUGGACGAACCCCAAUUGCUCCUCGGCCCUUUAAAACAAAGCUUGUUCGCUUUGCUCCUCAGUUCAGUGGGCACAAUCAACAUGAUUCUCAGGAGCUUUUGGCAUUUCUUCUUGAUGGUCUUCAUGAAGACUUGAAUCGAGUAAAACACAAACCAUAUAUAAAGUCUCGAGAUGCUGAUGGCAGACCUGAUGAAGAAGUGGCUGAUGAAUAUUGGGCAAAUCAUAUUUCUCGUAAUGAUUCCAUAAUUGUUGAUGUAUGCCAGGGACAAUACAAGUCAACUUUGGUUUGUCCAAUUUGCAAUAAAGUGUCUGUCACAUUUGAUCCUUUUAUGUACCUUUCCCUGCCACUCCAAUCCUCCACUGCCAGUAGAACCAUGACAGUGACAGUCUUUGCUUGUGAUGGGGCUGCCCUUCCAUCUCCUUGUACAGUAACUGUCCCUAAGCAGGGACGAAUCAAGGAUCUCAUCCAGGCACUUAGUAAUGCCUGCUCAUUGAAGCACAACGAGAGGCUAUUGCUUGUGGAGGUACGAAACCAUUUGAUCCAUAGAUAUUUGGAAGAUCCUGUUCAUUUGUCUACUAUUAAAGAUGAUGAGCGUCUUGCUGCUUACAAGAUUCCAAAGACAGACAAGAACACAAAGUAUCUCCAGUUGAUACAUCGCCGAAGAGAGCAGAGCAGUGACUCACAUGUCAUAUCUGGAUGGAAACCGUAUGGAACACCUAUUGUUUCAUUGAUUUCAUGUGAUGAUACAGUCACAAGAGGUGAUAUACAAGUAAUGGUUAAUCGUAUUCUUUCCCCUCUGCUAAGGAGAGGUGGUAAUGUAGAACAAGCUACUAAUUCUGAAGUGAGCAUCCCAAAAACAGAACCUGAUGAAUGCAGUAAUACUCAUGAUGCUGCAUGUGCUGGCAACGUGGUGUCAAACUCAUUAAAUAAGGAUUUUACCAAUUCAAAGGCACCAUCAAUGCCAACACUACCUCUUCUCUUGGUUGGUGAUAACAAUGCAUGCAUUGAUCUUUCAAUGGGCGAGGAGAAGGUGGUUAAACUGCCUCAAUCAUCUCCAAAAGUUUUAGUGUAUAUUGAUUGGUCUCAGAAGCUUCUGGAGAAGUAUGAUACUCAUCCAAUUGAGAGUUUGCCUGAAGUUUUAAAAUAUGGGCCUGUAACCAAGAAAGCUCGUACUGAACCUCUCUCCUUGUACACCUGCUUGGAAGCUUUUCUGCGGGAAGAACCUCUGGUGCCUGAAGAUAUGUGGUACUGUCCCAAAUGCAAAGAGAGACGACAAGCUAGCAAGAAGCUUGAUUUGUGGAGGCUCCCAGAGGUUUUGGUCAUUCAUUUGAAGAGGUUUUCAUACAGCAGGUCAAUGAAGCAUAAACUGGAGACUUUUGUCAACUUUCCCAUUCAUGAUUUUGAUUUAACUAAUUACAUAGCCAACAAAAACAACUCUCGCCGGCAACUGUACGAACUGUAUGCCCUCACAAAUCAUUAUGGUAGCAUGGGUAGCGGGCAUUACACUGCACAUAUCAAGCUUUUAGAUGAGAACAGGUGGUACAAUUUUGAUGACAGCCACAUAACACUGAUAAGUGAAGAUGAGGUUAACACUGCUGCUGCCUAUGUUCUAUUUUACCGGAGGGUGAAGACUGAGGAAGCAGCCAUUAGCAAUGGAGCCUAGUCUUUCAUGAAGUUUAAUGUAUAAUAUGAAGUAGAUCUCAUGCUUUACUAUUUCAGAAAAAUUCCGGUAAAAGGUAGGUGAACAAUUUCAAAUGUAUGGCUUAAAUUAGGGAUUUUGAUUUACUGUAUGAAAGGCAUCAACCUGUUGAUACAAGAGUGUAUGUAAUCAAUAAUUUCUAUUUUAUAACACAUUAUAAGAGAAAAAUGGUCUUAACAAAA
Vigna angularis (adzuki bean) is the source of this 3260-nucleotide messenger RNA. Its product is annotated as ubiquitin carboxyl-terminal hydrolase 5. The transcript is spliced from 13 exons. Gene Ontology annotation, molecular function: cysteine-type deubiquitinase activity. The record is from RefSeq and is a predicted model, not a curated record. Gene Ontology annotation, biological process: protein deubiquitination. NCBI's taxonomy places the organism in Eukaryota, Viridiplantae, Streptophyta, Magnoliopsida, Fabales, Fabaceae. The coding region runs from base 238 to 3042 and encodes 934 amino acids.